This is a messenger RNA of Drosophila biarmipes, 3218 nucleotides long. Its product is annotated as calphotin. Lineage: Eukaryota; Metazoa; Arthropoda; Insecta; Diptera; Drosophilidae. The transcript has 2 exons. The record is from RefSeq and is a predicted model, not a curated record. Bases 209 to 3121 code for a protein of 970 amino acids.
GCGGGUUUUCCCAUCGAAUAGUCGGUCGCUGUAAAAAAAAUAAGAAGCUAUUCGGCUGAAAAUAUUGAACAACUACAAUAGGAGUUGUCUGUCGACCAUGAAAAACUGGCCAUGAAACUUUUUUUCCACUGAGAACUGGAUAAGUAAAAGACUGCCCAAAAGGGACGAACGAAUUGAUUUUGAGGUGAAAGCGGGAUAAGAGAUACAAAUGGAACCAGCAGCGACUCCACCUCCUGCUUCUGCCCCAGUGGCGGCACCUGCGGCUCCAACAGCAGUGGCUCCUCCCGUCCAAGUGGCCACUCCCGCGGCAGUUACUACUGCGGCAGCGGCACCGAUUGUAGCAACACCUACUGCAGCGGCACCUCCCGUUGCAAGUGUGCCACCUGCAACAGUUACAGUGGCACCGAUUGUGACAACACCUCCUGCAGCUGCACCCCCCGUUGCAAGUGUGACACCUGCAACAGUUACUGCUCCUGCUCCCGUCGCUGCAGCUCCUGCUCCAAUUCCUGUCGCCGCUUCUCCUUCAGCCGCAGCCCCUGCUGCUGCAGCCCCAGUCGCAUCUGUGGCGCCUCCAGUUGUUGCAACACCUACACCCGUUGCAUCGUCUCCAGUUGCCGUAGCUCCUGUGACCACUGCCCAACCUGCUGCUGAAACUCCGGUUGCUGUUCCACCAACUGUUGCAGCACCAUCGACUCCUGCUGCAGCACCAUCGACUCCUGCUGCAGCACCAUCGACUCCUGCUGCAGCAACUUCAGAAGUUGCUCCAGUGAUCACUGCCCCACCAGUUGCUAUUGCUCCUGUGACAUCUGAACCAUCUGUUGCUGUUGUUGCUGUGACAGCUGAACAACCAGUUGCUGUUGCUCCUGUAAUUGCUGAACCACCCGUUGUAGUUGCUCCUGUGAUAACUGAACAACCUGUAGCUGUUGCUCCUGUGAUUACUGAACCACCAGUUGCUGUUGCUCCUGUGAUCGCUGAACCACCAGUUGCAGUUGCUGCUGCAGUCGCUGAACCACCCGUUGCAGUUGCUCCUGUGAUCGCUGAACCACCCGUUGCAGUUGCUCCUGUGAUCGCUGAACCACCCGUUGCAGUUGCUCCUGUGAUAGCUGAACAACCUGUAGCUGUUGCUCCUGUGAUAGCUGAACAGCCUAUAGCCGUUGCUCCUGUGAUCGCUGAACCAUCAGUUGCUGUUGCCCCUGUAAUCGCUGAACCACCCGUUGCAGCUGCUCCUGUGAUCGCUGAACCUCCAGUUGCAAUUCCUCCUGUGAUCGCUGAACCACAAGUUGCUCCUGUGAUUACUGAACCACCAGUUGCUGUUGCUUCUGUGACAGCUGAACCACCAGUUGCAAUUGCUCCUGUGAUAUCUGAACCACCAGUUGCAAUUGCUCUUGUAAUAGCUGAACAACCCGUAGCUGUUGCUCCUGUGAUUACUGAACCACCAGUUGCAGUUGCUCCUGUAAUCGCUGAACCACCAGCUGCAGUUGCUCCAGUGAUCACUGAACCCCCAGUUGCAGCUGCUCCAGUGAUCGCUGAAGCACAAGUUGCUGCUACUCCUGUUAUUACUGCCACACCUGCUGCUGUUGCUCCUGUGACCUCUGAAAUACCAGUUGCUGCUCCUCCUGUGAUUGCUGAAGCUGCAGUGAUUGCUGCAAUACCUGUUGCUGAAACUCUGGCGGAUAUCCCACCAACUGUUGCUACUCCCGCUGUUGCAACAUCAACACCCUCAACCGAAGUCACUGCCGCUGAUCCAGUGGUCGUUGCACCACCAACACCAUCGGAAACACCGGUCGUUGUUCCUGCUCCUGUUGUCGCCGAGACUCCGGUUGCUCCUGCUGUGAUUGCACCGCCUUCCGAGACUCAAGAAGUUGCUCCUGUAAUCACUGCUGCACCAGUUGCUGUUGCUCCUGUUAUUGCUGCACCCGCUGAGACUCCGGCUGCCACUGAUCCCAUAACUAGUGCACAGCCUGCCGUCUCUCCAGCAGAAGGAGCUUCUAUACCACCAGUUGAAUUUACCGAUGCACCAGUAGCAGUUGCAGAUCCCAUUCCUCCUGAGGCACCAGCUGCAGAAAUUUCUCUUCCAGUGGAAGCUUCAGUUGCACCAGUUCCGGAAUCACAAAUUAUCCCUGCGGAAGUAUCUCCCGAUGUAGCGGACACCACAACACCUGCUCCUGCUCAAGAAGUUGCUCCGCAGGAACCAGUUUCAGAAGUAAUACCUGAUCCGGAACCAAUAGCAGCCACUCCUGCAGAGCCCUCGCCAGUAGAGCCUGCAGCAGCGGUUCAGGAAUCAGUGAUUAUCCCAGCCGAAAUUCCAGGUUCGGUUGCAGAACCUCUUCCAGAGGUUCCCAAACCUUCUCCAGAAACAGUGCCAGAUCCUACCCCUAUUGCAGAUCCCAUAACAGACCCGGAGCCUGUGGUUUCCACUGUCACCGAACCCACUUCAGUGGCUGAAAUAACUACAGCAAAAGUCGUCGAAACCAUUAAAACUGAACCUAUCGUGGAGGCGACCAAGCCAGUAACUGAACCUUUGGUAAGUCCUGCAAAAACUGCAGUGCCUAUCCCAGAAGCGGGUGUUUCACCAGCUGAACCAGAAGUUCCAACAGUCCAGGAGAUCCCUGCAGCUGAAAUUCCAGAGACGACAACGAAACCAGUUGAGGAUGUGGUCGAACAGAUUCCUAUCGAGGAACCAGCAGCGGCUGCUGAAGAGGUAGCGAAACCUCCAGAAGUAGAUGUUGUUUCAGUCGAACCAGCUCCUGAGAUAGUUGGCGAAACUCCAGCUGCUGUCGAAGUGGUCCAAUCCUCACCAGAACCAGUGAUUUCAGAAGCGCCAGCUGUCGAAGAACCAAUUGCUGCUCAAGAAGUGCCAAUUACCGAAAAAAAACCGGUGGAAGAGGUGCUGGCAGAGGCAGUCCCUGAUCAACCAUCUCCACCACAAGAUUCUGUUCCAGUGGCAAAGAUAACUCCUUUGCUGCGGGAUCUUCAGACUACCGAUGUGUCAUUAUUGGCCAUUGCAGCCACCUUGGAUGCCAUUGGAGAGAAGCUGAAGGACCAAAAGGCCAGAAAUCAGCAAGUAAUGGAUAGACUUUGCGAAAUCGAAAAGAUUCUGGGCCCUCCGAAAUCAAAUUAGCUUUAAUGAAUAUUCAUAAAAAUCUAAUUCACAUAUAAGUUACAAAUGUCAAACUAACAAAUAUGAGAUAUUAAUAAAAAGUUUAGAAGCUUUGAAA